AUGAUUGACUCAAAGUUUAUGUUUGAGAGAAAAGAUACGAAAAGCGAUGGAAAGGACGGCGCGAAGGGAGGGAAGGACGAGAAGAAGGGCGGGACCUCUUCGGUGAAGGUUCGCCACAUAUUGUGUGAGAAGCAGUCGAAGAUAUUGGAGGCGUUGGAGAAGAUAAGGGCCGGCAAUAAGUUCAAUGAAGUCGCCCAACAGUACAGCGAAGACAAGGCCCGCAGUGGCGGUGACUUGGGUUGGAUGACCAGGGGGUCAAUGGUGGGCGCCUUCCAGGAUGCGGCGUUUGCACUGCCGGUGUCCACCACUGGCUCGCCCAUCAUAACGGAUCCGCCCGUGAAGACUAAGUUUGGUUACCAUAUCAUUAUGAUUGAGGGCAAGAAGUGAUGAAGUGGUGCACCAGUUGUUGACUGUUUUGGUCGUAUUUGCCAUUCAUUUAUACAUUCGUUUGAAUCAAUGAAUAAAAUUGUUUUUAAUUUUUCA
Oppiella nova is the source of this 483-nucleotide messenger RNA. The record is from the annotation of a GenBank genome assembly. NCBI's taxonomy places the organism in Eukaryota, Metazoa, Arthropoda, Arachnida, Sarcoptiformes, Oppiidae.